Daucus carota subsp. sativus is the source of this 981-nucleotide messenger RNA. RefSeq names its product PRA1 family protein A1. The record is from RefSeq and is a predicted model, not a curated record. The coding region runs from base 191 to 820 and encodes 209 amino acids. Lineage: Eukaryota; Viridiplantae; Streptophyta; Magnoliopsida; Apiales; Apiaceae. Gene Ontology annotation, cellular component: membrane. The transcript is spliced from 8 exons.
ACUUAAUUAUGUUGCCUGGACAAUAAGAAAAAUAAAUACACACACAACACACAAGCACACAACAUAUCUUGAUUGCUUUGUACAAACCCAGAUAGAAAAUCCCAUUUUAUACUCCUUCCCAUUACAAAAUCUUGGUCUUCCCCAGUUUCACACACAAAAACACACACACAAAAUCUUGGGUUGGAUCAAGAUGGAUUGGGGGAACGUGAGUGGAGAAGAUCUGAUCGAAGCUCUAAGGGAAGUGGAUUGGUCAUCACCACCUAGGCCCAUCAAUGAGUUCUUCUCAAGAUUCACUUUUCCAAGAUCUUAUGCUAAGUGGGCUAGUCGGCUCAAGUGUAAUCUCUAUUACUAUAGGACCAAUUAUUUCAUCAUGAUUGUGCUGAUUCUUGGCAUGGGGUUUCUGAGGAGGCCAGUUGCUAUUCUUGCUGCCCUAUUAACCGCUUUGACUAUUGCCUUGUUGAAUGAUAGCUUUGCAGGCACUUUUAGUGAAAAAGUAACAAGAACUGUAAGGCGGUUUUCUCCACACUUAGCUGCAAAAAUGAGGCCUCCACUCACACCUGUUAUUCGAGGCCGACCUUCCGCUAAAAGAGCAAUUUAUAUAUGUGGACGGCCUCGUCGAGUGUUUGUCUCUAUCUUCUCUGCUGCCAGUUCUCUACUUUGGUUCGUGUCAUGUGGCCUUUUAACUGUUUUAUGGGCUUUUGCCAUUGGCAUUCUUGCCACUGUGAUCCAUGCAAGUUUUAGAACACCCAACCUCAAAGCUCGUCUAAACACAUUUCGUGAAGAAUUCCGAGCAGUUUGGCGCAAUUAUAGUGAUAUAUAACUUGAUGGAUACUAAUGCAGUAGCGAAGGAUCAUGCUUUCUGUCAAUGCUUUAGUGAAUACCGUGCUUGCCUGGAUGUUAAAAUUCUGGAGUAACUAAGUGCCAGCUGGAUGCAGAUAUCGUUGCAUUCGGGAAUUAAAUUGCACUAGGACAUAGUUUUUC